AUGUUAGUUUCUAAUUUAAGAAAAUCAGUUAUAAAACCAAUUAACAUUGGAACUACUAGGAGAUUAUAUUGUAGUAGUAGUAGUACUACAACUAAACAAAGAAGAAGUGAUGGAAAUACAUUUGAUGUUGCGAUUGUAGGUGGUGGAAUUGUUGGUGUUGCAACAGCAAGAGAAUUGCUAAUGAGAAAUCCAAAUUUGUCACUGGUGGUACUCGAGCAGGAGUCAGAGAUAGGAAUGCAGCAGAGUUCACACAACUCUGGUGUUAUUCACUCCGGUAUCUAUUACAAGCCGGGUGCACGUGCACGCCUUUGCACUCAGGGCUGCCGACUGAUGUAUGAGUACUUGGAGCGCAACAAACUUCCGUAUGAGCGCUGCGGUAAGCUGAUUGUCGCCACCACCGAGGAGGAGAUCGCCAAGCUAGAGAUGAUCUUUAAGCGUGGCGUUGAUAACGGUGUCGAAGGCCUGGAGAUGCUCGACUCUGAGGGAAUCAAGCGUAUUGAGCCGCAUGUCAGUGGGUUGCGUGCCAUCUACUCGCCCAACACUGGAAUCACCGACUUUGGACUGGUCGCCAAACAACUCGGAAAAGACGUUCAAUCACUGGGUGGCACGAUCAAGUUGAAUUUCAAAGCCGACGAAUUCGACUAUAAUCAACAGAGCAAUACAAUCACUAUUAAAAGUGGCAGUGGUGCAAUAACAGGUGAUGUAGUUGCCAAGUUUCUAAUUACCUGUACCGGUUUGUAUAGUGAUCGUGUCGCUGUGAAAUCAUAUGGAGCGGAGCAGCCAAAGAUUGUGCCGUUCCGAGAUAUCUAUGAGUGGCUGAUGGAGAGUGGUCUGCCAAAGUUGGCAUUGAAACACUGGCGUCGUGGUGUCGAUGAGUUUGUUCGCGACGUUUCGCCAGCGGCAUUUCUCAAGACUCUCACGCCGUACAUGCCCAGCCUCAAAGUCGAUCAGAUUGAGUAUGCAGGCAGUGGUGUAAGAGCACAGGCUUUGGGUUCCGACGGUGAGAUCGUCGAGGAUUUCGUCUUUGAUCAGCCACCCAACAAGCCGAUUCUUCACGUAAGAAAUUCACCAUCACCAUCUGCAACAGCUUCACUUGCCAUUGCAAAGGAGAUAGCCAAUCUCUCUGAAUCAAAAAUUAAACAACUAUAA
This is a messenger RNA of Heterostelium album PN500, 1149 nucleotides long. RefSeq lists its product as uncharacterized. Lineage: Eukaryota; Evosea; Eumycetozoa; Acytosteliales; Acytosteliaceae. Gene Ontology annotation, molecular function: (S)-2-hydroxyglutarate dehydrogenase activity; (S)-2-hydroxy-acid oxidase activity. Bases 1 to 1149 code for a protein of 382 amino acids. The record is from RefSeq and is a predicted model, not a curated record. The transcript is spliced from 2 exons.